GGUUGGGAGUUUGGGAGCGGUUUUGACUCUUAAAAAGUUAAAAACACUCCGCCUGCAACUAGUGGACUCUUGUCUGUACAUCAACAACUCCUUUUUCCCUGCUUAAGAGAGAGAGAGAGAUGGGUAAGAGAACCGAAUCUGAUGGUAUGAAGAAAGAUCAGCUUGAAAGCUCAGCAGCUUCAUCAAAAAGAGCCAAAUUAAGCACCGAGAUGGCAACAAAAGCGACUAAGACACCAGCUUCAAGUAAGAAAAAGUCAAACAACUCGAAUUCUGUUGUGAGACGAUCUCAACGCAUUCAGAAAGUGAUUUCGUGUACUCAAGGCAAGGAUAUUGAGCCUAUGACCGAAAACAUAGAUUUAAGUUUUAGUGAUGGAGAAGGUCACCAAGAUGAAGACAUGCACUACCCUAUGGAGGAGAAAAAGAUGCAGGUGGAAGACUCGGGUAUUCAGAACUUGGGAGGAAAAAUCGAGAUUUCAUGUACUCAAACCAAGGAUAUCGAGCCUGUGACCGAAAACAUAGAUUUAAGUGGAAGUGAUGAAGAGGAUCACCAAGAUGAAGAAAGACACCACCCUAUGGAGGAGAAAAAGAUGCAAGAAGAAGACUCGGGUAUUCGUAACUUGGAAGGAAAAAUCGAUUAUCUGACUCUGCUUUUAGAAGCUCAAGAAAAAAAUCAUGAAGCAAAGUCCAUGCAGGGAGUUGAUACGGGCUUUCAAUCCCCGAAUCUGUGUUGUGCUGACAUCAAAGCACGUGCAAAAAAGGAUGAGUACAAGAUCAUGUACAUAGACUCUCAAAAAAAGAUCGAGCGCUUGCAAGAGGAGAAUCAUCAACUGGCUAUGAAGUUGGAAAAUGCUCUUGGCAAGCUUCAAGCAUAUGAAAAAGGACACACCGUCUUCUCUGAAACAAUUGAGAAGCUAAAGGAUGCAAUGUUGAUAUCUACUAUUACAAAAACAACUGAAAUGAUGCUUGGUCUUUCUCCUGGGGCAAACAAUGGCGAUGGCGCUACUCCAAUUGUAACUGAAGCCAGAUCUCCAGUAGCUAAAACAAGGAAGAUAGCAAAAUCUGGUGGAAGGAAAUGACCAUCACUAAUCCCAUGGAACUGUUUGUCUACUUUCAGUGUGUGUUUUAGAUUGCAGUUAGCAUGAACUAAUUUGGUUGGUUUGUACAGCUACGCAAUACUAGACUCCUAAAACUGACAAGUCAAAAUCUUUUCCCCUGUGCUUACCUAUAUCAGUUUUAGAUGCCUAUGUACUCUGAAUGUUGAUUUCCUGGGCAUAAGAAUUGUGAAACAUGAAUCCUGGACA
Macadamia integrifolia is the source of this 1301-nucleotide messenger RNA. RefSeq lists its product as uncharacterized. NCBI's taxonomy places the organism in Eukaryota, Viridiplantae, Streptophyta, Magnoliopsida, Proteales, Proteaceae. The record is from RefSeq and is a predicted model, not a curated record. The transcript is spliced from 5 exons. The coding region runs from base 120 to 1076 and encodes 318 amino acids.